AUGAGGUUGCUUUGCAGCGUUUGCUGGCCCUGCUGAGCGUUCGCGCGUUUGCGCAUUCAACGCCCAGUUGUCAGGUCCAGUGAUCGUUCGGUGGGGCCAAGUCCAGGCAGUAGGUAGCGGCGGUUCCGAUUUGAUACCCAGUGUGCCUUCGACGGAAGCAUUGAUUGUAAGGUGUAUCGAGUUGCCUCGUUGGUGGCGGUUGCGUUGGAAGUUGUUUGCAAGUGAUCAAUGAUGACAUUUCGGUUGCGCAAGUGGCCUCAUGGCUCUCCUUGUCCCUUAACGCGCUCAUUCACGGGUAUGAUGCAUUCAUAGUCGGGUAGUGUUCGAAAAGAGGCCGGAAGCCGUGUAUAAGUAGCAGAGCUGGAAGUUGAUUUAUUCUUCCUUCCCUCUCUAACCUUUCUACCCUUCAGUGAUCACCCCUUCAAGUCAAACCCACCUUCUUUUCGAUCACUUCCCGCUACCAUGCCUCUCACCAUUGAGCAAACCUCGAAUGACCCCAUUCCCCCAUAUGUUUGGGGCUUUCCGGCUCACUUGGAGCCUCAGCCUUCGCUGGUGACUUUGCACUGCGAGACUUGCAUCAGUCACAUCGCCAAUUCAAGCUCUACCGAACAGUUUGUUCAGAGGUUUGACGCCUGCCUUCGUGAUAAUGAUCUUGGGUGUUGCAAGAGGUGUUCUCAGUCGAAGCAAACCUGCUUCAACGUUGACCCUGAGUUUCGUCGCGGGGUCAAUGUUCUGGUCUUCCUCACUGAGUACGCCCGCCGCAAGGAGAACGCUCUCACUUCCGACUCCACCGAGGAGCAGCGCGUCGAGGUCGGUGCCAAGUACGAGAAGGCUCGCGGAUAUGCCGUCAAGUUGAAUGCCGCCUUGAAGGAUUACCGUGCUUGGUUGAAGAGGCAGCUCAAGGACAAGGAGAUGACCAGGGGUGCUUGGGAUUCUGCGCGCCAAGCCUCCCGAGAGUGUCGCCCUUCCAACGUUGUGAUUGACGGUCGGAUUGAGUCAGUCUUUGGCCGGGAUGGUUUGGCAAAGAACCGUGAGAAGCGGUUCUAUUACCUUGGGCGUGAGAUUCCCAGUGCCGCUGCCACUCCUAUGUUGGCGAACACUUGCAGUAUGUAUGGGAUGCAAUUGCUACAUCAUGAGGUAGAAGAUCCAUCGCUGAGGCCUCUAUCUCUAGGGCUAAAGUAG
This is a messenger RNA of Aaosphaeria arxii CBS 175.79, 1182 nucleotides long. RefSeq lists its product as uncharacterized. Lineage: Eukaryota; Fungi; Ascomycota; Dothideomycetes; Pleosporales. The transcript has 5 exons. Bases 463 to 1182 code for a protein of 239 amino acids. The record is from RefSeq and is a predicted model, not a curated record.